Messenger RNA from Labrus mixtus (cuckoo wrasse), 2675 nucleotides. RefSeq names its product protein kinase C and casein kinase substrate in neurons protein 3. Gene Ontology annotation, molecular function: phospholipid binding; protein binding. Bases 242 to 1420 code for a protein of 392 amino acids. Gene Ontology annotation, cellular component: plasma membrane; endosome; cytoplasm. The transcript has 10 exons. Gene Ontology annotation, biological process: regulation of endocytosis; plasma membrane tubulation; cytoskeleton organization. The record is from RefSeq and is a predicted model, not a curated record. Lineage: Eukaryota; Metazoa; Chordata; Actinopteri; Labriformes; Labridae.
GGAUACUGGGGUGAAAGAGUUGCUUGGUUGGAAGCUCUUUUGACCAAACUGCGCUUCACUUUUCUCCAGUUUCCAGAAAGUUUUCACAUGUUAAGACAGAGAUUUAGAUUUGGAAAGGACUGGAAGUAGACCGCUUGAGGACUUCUGAAAACUGGUGGAACUAAUUUCCUGUCUGAGCUGCCAGGAGGUCAUAAAAAGUCUGGAGGACUCAUGGUGGAAUUAGAUCUGUGCUGAGAACAGGAUGUCGACGCUACCAUCAGACAACAGUCCUGAAGAUGCCAACAAUCGCAGCUUCUGGAUGCCUGGGAACUAUCAGCGCACUGUGAAGCGGACAGAAGAUGCCUUCCAGGCCUGUAAUGACAUUGUGGCGUGUUUCCAAGAGAGGGCUCGCGUGGAGCGGCAGUACGCCCAGCAGCUCAGUGAAUGGAGCAACAAGUGGAAGCCGGUAGUGGACUCCAGUCCUCUUUACGGAUCUCUUAUGAAGGCUUGGCAGUGUUUUCUGUCUUCCGCUGACCGGCUGGCGUCCUUGCACGCGUCCAUCUGUCGCUCCCUGGUGUCGGAGGAUGGAGACAGGGUCAGAACCUGGCAGAAGGACACCUUUCACAAGAAGUUAUUUGGAGGUUUUAAGGAGACCCAGGACGUUGAAACCGGCUUCAUAAGGGCUCAGAAGCCCUGGGCAAAACGUCUGAAAAAGCUGGAUAAAGCCAGGAGGGCGUACCACAAAGUGAGCCGGAAGGAGCAGGCAGCCAGGGAGCGAGAAGCACACGCUCAGGGAAACCCGGACGUCGCCAUCGACAAACAGAAGAGAAUCCAGGAGGAGAGGGAGCUGGCUCAGCAGGAGGCCGAGAAGGUCCGUGGCCGCUAUGAGAAAGUCCUCGAGGAGGUGAACCGCUACGCUCCACGCUACAUGGAGGAGAUGGAGUCCAUCUUCGACCAAUCACAGGAUGAGGAGCGCAAGAGAAUCGUCUUCCUCAAACAGGCUUUUCACUCCAUCCACAAACAUUUGGACAUUACCAACAAUGAGAGUGUGAGGGCUGUGUAUGACGAGCUCCACAACACACUGAUGGCCAUCGACGAGCACGAGGAUCUCCGCUGGUGGAAGAACACUCAUGGGCCUGGAAUGCCCACAGACUGGCCUCACUUCCAGGAAUGGACGCCUGAAAAGAAAACCAAGAAGGGGAAAGAAACCAAGAAAGUCAUAGAGAAGAAGAAAGGAACAAUAGAGAAGAGUGUGAUGAUUGGAGGAGUGAGAGUUCGAGCUCUGUAUGAUUAUGUUGGCCAGGAGACAGAUGAGCUGUCAUUUAAAGCAGGGGAAGAGUUUUUGAAGGUCGAGGAUGAGGAUGACCAGGGCUGGUGUCGAGGGAUGAAGGACGACGGGUGGGAGGGGCUUUACCCUGCCAACUAUGUGGAGGUGGUGUAGUGAACGCGUUAAGACUUGAGAUGAGAUAUCACGUAACAUCACAUGCUUCAUUUCAUUGACGUUAUAACCUGUGUGAGAUUGUCUAAAUCUCUGAAACAUCGAACCAAUGCUGUAAAGAAAAAAAACAUCAUGUAGCUGUUAGCCAAAGAUCUGGUCAGUGAACAGAGGAGGAUUUUUUUUUUUUAAACAACACAGGUUGUGUUUUCUCUUGAAGGAUUUGACAAAUGUUUUAAUAUAUACAGUAUGCAAAGAACACUUGUAUUAAAGCCAUAUAGCAAACAGAGCUUUUAAAAAAAGAUAUAAAAUGCUGGUGUGGUACAUUAUAUAACUAGCCAUCGGUGCUGAGAGUUUAUUACAGGACUGCUUCAUUCUUUGAGCUGGUUUAUCUGGACACAUUGCUAAUAAAAUGCUCACAAAGACUCUUAUUGUAUUGUAAAAUGUGAUGCCAAAACUGUGACUGUAAUUCAUCAAGAGCAGUGAGUAGGUCCGCUUGUUAUAAUGACUUUAAAAGAUACUUGUUUACCCCGUCUACAUGCUUUAAAGGAACAGUUGAAAUGUGCUGGUUUUGCUGUGGAAUGCACAAUGAUAUAAAACGAUGGGCAUCAGUUUCAUCUCCAUAUGUCAGGAAAGGGGGAACUGCUAGCUUAGCAGCAUUAUCACACAUUCCAAGAACUCCAAUGCUAAAGAUCCCAAUCGUGCCAACGGAGGAACAUCAAAUUCCUGGAGCUCUACAGAGAUGUAAGAGAUAUAUUCGCUAACUGUUUUGGUUUCCUAUCCCUCAACAUUUCGGCUCCGUCUUGUCUCGGUUUCUUAGUUUUUUCACUACUAGAGCUGUUAGCUUUUUCCAGAUAAAAAUAGCUGAAAUAGCUCUAAAAUAGCCCUUCACUUUAAACAUGUUAAUUCUUUUCUUAAUCAGAUUCUCAAUUUGACACCACACAGUUACAUUUCUGAGCGUGUCACUGUUCCUUUAAGUUAACCUCUGGUGAACAUAUUGUCCUCUCUGUGUGUAAUAUCUAAUCAUCAGUUGUUGUUCUGCAUGAAGCUUGAUAUAAAGAAAGAGCCUCAGGAAACUGCUGGCUAUGCCUUACCUUUGUCCUGCGCCUUCUUCACUAUCUUUUUAGUUUUUCUUCUCCUCUUUCUACACAUAUGUUCAUGUAUGUCAAGUCAAAAUGUAGCAUUUGCCCCUAAAAAUAUAUAUUUUUUGCAAACCGUCUGUCUUUUGGAAAUAAAAGUUGAAAAUGCUACGCACAAAGAA